This is a messenger RNA of Hemisphaericaspora subhashii, 2106 nucleotides long. RefSeq lists its product as uncharacterized. Gene Ontology annotation, cellular component: cytoplasm. Gene Ontology annotation, molecular function: protein kinase binding. The record is from RefSeq and is a predicted model, not a curated record. The coding region runs from base 1 to 2106 and encodes 701 amino acids. The transcript has a single exon. Lineage: Eukaryota; Fungi; Ascomycota; Pichiomycetes; Serinales; Debaryomycetaceae.
AUGGGCACCUUCAGUUAUAAUGACAGCUCCAUAGAAGGUGAUGUGUACGUUCAAAGGUUGUCCAACUAUAUCCGGAAAAAUGAAGAAGCAUUGGCUAAUGGUUUACUCUGCUUUUCUAAGAAUAGGAAUUCAACGGUUAAAGUUAAACCACUUAGAUUAAGUUUCACAAUUCAUCAUUUAUACUAUGUUACUGAAAGAAUAGACACAUCUCCUUUAGGUGUAGACGUUGGUCCCUUGAAUAUCAAAUUAGACAACCCAAAUCAUGAACCCACGUUUGUAUCAUUCAUGGCUAAUAAUGCCAGGUCAUCAAAGCAUUUUGAUAGUGAUACUAGAUCAAUUUCAUCUAUAAGUUCGAUGAAAUCUGUUGUUUCUAGUGCAUCUGUCUAUUGGAGAUCCCUUGCAUUUAGUAAAGAUCCAAAAGUUAUAAACAAAGAUUUAAAAUAUUUAUAUUCAUCAUUCACAAAGGUCCCUUGUUUAAUCUUAAGUGCAAAGACAAACAUAAAUAGUAUAAGCUCAUAUGAAGAAUAUCCAUGUGACACAUCAGUUCCUCUCAAGAUGUUUAAAAACUUGCAAGUUUUGGAAAUAAAUGAAUACGAUCCAAAUGAAAUAUUUGGUUGGAAUACUCUAAGUGAACAAUUAAGAAUAUUAAUUAUAAGAAAGGCAAGAGUGAGCGAUAUGGCAGAAGUACUUUUCAAUUGGGUUAUAGAUGAUGAAUCAGGAAGAUCAAGUUUUAACUCACCUAAACAAAAUGGAAGAAGAUUCACUGAUUUCAACGGCUAUUCAAUCCCAAGUACUGCUGACGAUUCAUUCAGUGAAAUAAAUGAGUUUCCCCAAUUCAAUAACAGUGCAUUCAGAUACGGAAGACCCGAGAAACCAAGUCUGUCAGGAGCUGGCUCCUUGCCAAAAGACAUGUAUAUAGGAGAUCAUUUCAAUCAUCAUAUCAACAACAACCAUAGCAAUAACAACAACAGCAACAACGAAAGGAAACAAUAUGAAAGUCUUCCAGAAGCAAAGUGGGCAUAUUUGAAGCAGUUAACUGUUUCCGAGACUUCAAUUUCUAAUAUUCCAGCAUAUACUUUCAAACCAUUAACAAAUUUGGUUAAACUUAAUUUGUCAAAUAAUUUAUUGGAAGAAUUACCUGAUGGAUUAGAGCAUUUAACCACUAUUAAAUACCUAAACUUUUCCGAUAAUUAUAUAACGUCCUUAAAGAAAUUACCUAAAAACUUAACAAACUUGUUAACCCUUAAUAUGAAUAAUAAUAAAUUGACAGAUUUAUCAGGGUUGGAAGGUUUAGCAUCUUUAGAAAAAAUUGAUUUAAGAAGGAAUUGUUUAUCGGAACUUAAAUCUAUGAGACCAGUUAUUUCCUUAUUCAUCAGAAUUCCAAAUCAAUUUUGCAAUGUUUAUUUAUCACAUAAUAAAUUACCAAAGAAUUAUAGACUGGAUUUAUUUAAUUUAUUUAAUGGAGUUAAAUAUAAGAAUUCCAUGAAAAUAGAUGAUUCUAGACCGGGAUAUAUAGAACAUGCUAUGUUACUUGAUGCUGAUGCGGCCAUAAAAGGUUUGGAAAAGUUCAUAGAGGAAACAAACAGGCGACAGCUGGUACUUACGGUCUCAAUUGAUUAUUCUGACAAUGAACAAACAUCACCCAACGUAGAUGAAGAAGCUGGCAACUCAACGUUAGUUUCAAAUAGUCCAUCAGGGGACAAAGUGAAUCCAAAACAUGAUUCCUUACUUCAACCAUUCUCAGACUUACGAGUUGUCGCCGAAGUAGAGGAAUCACCACCACCUCAAUCCCAGCCCAGAAAGUAUGAAUUGUCACAGACUGCUAUUGCCAAAUCAUUAUCACUAUUGCAUUCAACCCCAAGUUCUCCGCUUAAUCCCAACCAUAACAUCAUGAAUCAAUGCGAUUCUCCUUCGCCAUACCAGUAUACAUCAAAACCAAAGCAGUUAAAUAAUUCGACAAGUUCGAUACCAUCAAGUCCAAAGACUAUCCCACCCAUAUUGAGGCGAUCAAAUACGCUUGCUCAGUUUGAUCUUGAUGGUUCGAAUGCAAAUGUCGCUCCAAAUAUCGUUACCCCAGUCCAAGUAACUGCCCAUAUGCAUACAUAA